Bombus huntii is the source of this 1384-nucleotide messenger RNA. RefSeq names its product syntaxin-17 (gene Syx17). NCBI's taxonomy places the organism in Eukaryota, Metazoa, Arthropoda, Insecta, Hymenoptera, Apidae. The transcript has 5 exons. Gene Ontology annotation, molecular function: SNAP receptor activity; SNARE binding. Bases 300 to 1205 code for a protein of 301 amino acids. Gene Ontology annotation, biological process: exocytosis; vesicle fusion; intracellular protein transport. Gene Ontology annotation, cellular component: SNARE complex; plasma membrane; endomembrane system. The record is from RefSeq and is a predicted model, not a curated record.
UAGUACGUCUCCUAUAACUCCUGUAUUUAGUCAAUGGUUUGACUUAGGAAUACUCAACUGAUUUAUUAUUUGUUUUUCGUGUCCCGCAUAAUACAAAAAUAAAUUGAUCGUGUAAAAAAUUAUUUUAAUAUCUAACGAUAUAAAUACUUCAUAUUUUAUACAAAAAGAAGUUAUUAAUAUAUGUUUUACAAUAACAAGUAACAAACUGAUAAAAAAAUCUUCGAAGUAUCAUGUCCAGAGAAUUACUAAAACACUAAUGUAAGUGACAGAUAAAAAUUUGAAACAAUAGAUAUAAAAAUAUGUCGUCUUGGACUGAAAAUGUUGCAAUAAAGCAACCUAUUAGGCGCUUGGAGAUCCAAAUUAAUAACUUCAAUGUGGCCAUACCACAUCAUGUUAACUUAUUAAAACGGCAUAAAAGUAACAUUGAAAAAUAUCGAACACAACAUGAGUGGGAAAAGAUGAAUAGAGAACACAUAAAUGUAGCUAGGAUUAUAAAACAGCUUAAAGAAUUACUAUAUCAAAUGGAUACUUUAAGAGCUCAUGUUCUCGAUUCUGACAUUAAUCAGUUUGAUAAAUUAACUGGCAAUGCCCGUACAAGUAUCAUGAAUGCAAUCAGAGAAUAUAUGGAACUACAGCUGAAUUUGCCCAUGUCACAACCAGAGUCACCCAAAGAAGAAGAUCAACCCAAAAGUCAUCCACUUGACGACACAUAUAUCCAACUCCAGAAAGAACAGCAGGAGCUGCAGCAUCAGGAGGCAUGUCUGCAUACUUGGAACACCUUGCAAGAAGAUAUACAUCAACUUCAUCAAUUAUUUCUUGACUUUAACAAAAUUGUUGAUGAUCAAAAGGAGCUAGUAAAUGCAGUAGAAGACAACAUAGAAGUAACAAAUGUGAAUGUAACAGAGGGUGAGAAAUUCCUUCAAAAAGCUGCUAGGUACAAAGUUACUAUGUACCCUUUAGCAGGAGCUGUAAUUGGAACUUGUAUUGGUGGACCGGUUGGUUUACUAGCUGGAUUAAAAGUCGGUGGUCUAACUGCAUUAGGUUGUGGUAUUUUAGGAUUUACUGGAGCAUCCAUAAUAAAGAAAAAGGAGAUAGAAAUGCAAAAAUCGAGAUCAACGGAGGGGCACAGUUUAACUGAGCAAAAAUCUGUGCAGAAAUCAAUAUCUUUACCUGAGAACUUACAAGAAACUAAGAAGGAGUUGUGACAUAUGCCAAAAUGUGAUAUUAGCGAUAAGAGUAAAAGAAAAAAUGCCUGCAGUGUCGUUUAGCCUCAAAACACUGAUAUUAAUAAUUCAAUACGUUUUUAAAGAUUUAGGGAUUCUUUGUAUUUAUUCUGUAUAUAAAACAGGAAUAUUUUACAAAUUAUUAUUAUUAUUAGGGAUAU